Pterocles gutturalis (yellow-throated sandgrouse) is the source of this 1401-nucleotide messenger RNA. It is a transcript of the gene DRC11, whose product is annotated as IQ motif containing with AAA domain 1. The record is from RefSeq and is a predicted model, not a curated record. The coding region runs from base 1 to 1401 and encodes 466 amino acids. NCBI's taxonomy places the organism in Eukaryota, Metazoa, Chordata, Aves, Pterocliformes, Pteroclidae. The transcript is spliced from 12 exons. Gene Ontology annotation, molecular function: ATP hydrolysis activity; ATP binding.
AUGGUUCUCAAUUGUUUAGUGAAGAAACUCCCAAGUCUUUCAGAUGUAUCGAUAGAGCAUGGGGUAGAAGUGGAAGAGGAUGAAGGCUGGAAAAUGGCUCCCAGUAAUUUCCUUUCAAUAAUGGAGGAAGGAAGCAGUCGAUACAAAGCCGUUUGGCAGAACAGAGACGAGAGAUGGGAUUUUCUCCAGGAUCACGACCCGGAGCUGAUCAAAGAAAAGAAACGGGAAGAAGUGGAGGAAGAGAUCAGAGUGCAGGUUGAUGAAUUGAUGCAGCGGAAACUGGAGGAUCUCAGACUGGCUGUGGAUGGAGAGAAGAGUGGCAAACCAAAAAAAGGAAGAAAAAGUGACAAGAAAAAGAAGACAGCCGCAAAGAAAAAGAUACCUGAGAUGGAGGAAGAUCUAACUCCUGACAGGACCAUCGAUUCUCUGUACAGAGAACUAGUGGAAGAAGGAUUACUAAUAAAAGCCAAGACCGUGAAUCUCUCCGACUAUGUUGGCGAGUACAGCUAUCUGGGGACUACACUUCGUCAGGUAGAUGUAGAGCCGAUGCCCUCUCUCGCAGAUGUCAGACAGCUAAUAGCGCUGUAUGGAAUAUUGCCAUUAGGUUCCCAGACGGUCCAUGAGAAGGCUCCUUUGGUGAAAGCUUUGUUACUAGCUGGACCUGCUGGUGUUGGAAAGAGAAUGCUGGUGCAUGCCAUCUGCACAGAAACAGGAGCCAACCUCUUCAACUUAUCUGCUUCCAAUAUUGCUGGGAAAUAUCCAGGCAAGAGCAGCCUACAAAUGAUGCUUCAAAUGGUUCUCAAGGUGGCUAAGCAAUGGCAGCCUUCAGUGGUGUGGAUUGGAGACACAGAAAAAAUAUUUUCUAAAGCAGUACCGAAGGCUGAACUAGAGACGAGCCCAAAACGACUAGAGAAGAUCCUCCCUAAAUUCCUUAAGGCUUUGAAAGCACAGGACAGAGUGCUGCUCGUGGGAACCACCAACCGUCCCUUUGAUGCUAACCUUAAACUUUUCUGCAAAGUCUACCAAAAAAUUAUUCUGAUUCCUAGGCCUGACUACGCUUCAAGAUUUGUGUUAUGGAAACACAUCAUCCUGCAGAGCGGUGGAGAGAUCACCAACGCGCUCAACAUCAGCUGCCUGGCAAAGCUGUCCGAUGGUUUCACCCAGGGACACAUCGUGCAGGCGGUACAAGCUGUCCUGAGCGAGCUACGCCUCCUGCAGAUGACCAGAAAGCCGCUGAGCACUGAUGAGUUCGUGACUUCUCUGGCCAUGCAGGACCCGGUAUACAAAGAGGAGGAAGAAACGUUUAAGGCUUGGUAUGCCAAGACACCUCUGGGCAGAGCGCGAAGCAGAGCCCUGGCAGGGAGUACGAAGGCAGGAAAAGGAAAAAACAAAAGAAAAUAA